Neoarius graeffei (lesser salmon catfish) is the source of this 939-nucleotide messenger RNA. RefSeq names its product chondromodulin (gene cnmd). Lineage: Eukaryota; Metazoa; Chordata; Actinopteri; Siluriformes; Ariidae. The record is from RefSeq and is a predicted model, not a curated record. Gene Ontology annotation, biological process: negative regulation of endothelial cell proliferation; negative regulation of angiogenesis. The transcript has 7 exons. The coding region runs from base 1 to 939 and encodes 312 amino acids.
AUGGAGGAGACCUCAGAGAAAAUUCCUAUCGCUUUAGCCGGACCUGAGGAUUUACAACAAUUCAUGCCGCCUGCAUAUGCUGCCGUCGCCGUGAAGCCCUCAAGCUCUGUGCGUGCUCUCAAGAUUGCCGUGGGUGCACUGAGCAUUGGGGCCGCGGUCCUGCUGCUCGGAGCCGUGGGUACCUUUUACUUUUGGAAUGGCAACGACAAGCACGUCUACAAUGUCCACUACAGCAUGAGCAUUGACGGUAAGGUGGAGGAGGGCUCCAUGGAGAUCGACACAGUGAACAACUUGGAGAGGUUCACAACAGGAAACAAAAAUGACGAAGCAGUUGAAGUCCAUGAUUUUCAGAUUGGGAUUACUGGUAUCCGCUUUGCUGGAGGAGAGAAAUGCUACAUCAAGACUGAAGCCAAAGGUCACCUUCCAGACCUGGAAUCACUGAACAAGGAGCCCCUGAAAUUUGACUUGGAAGAUGAGGUUAUGCCUGCCAAGUUUGAAGAAGACUCUCUAAUCUGGGUUGCAGCUGAUCAGCCUCUGAAAGACAGCAGCUUCCUCAGUGCCAAAAUUUUGGACCUCUGCAAAGAUGUGCCCAUCUUCUGGCUGCAUCCUACUUACCCCAACAGAGAGCAAAAGAAACCGGUUCCAAGGGCCAGACGACAGGCUCCUGAAGACAAUGAUGACAGCGUUCCAUUCAACCCUAACAACCCUUACCAUCGUCGUGAGGAGGGUGAGGAGAGCCCAAUGACGGUUGACACCAUGCUGGACCACACGGGUGUGUGCUGCUCCGAAUGUCGCCGUAGCUAUACACACUGCAUGCGUGUCUGCGAGCCUCUGCGUGGCUUCGAACCAUGGCCAUACCACUACAGCGGCUGCAGGCAAGUGUGCCGUCUGAUCAUGCCAUGCAGCUGGUGGGUGGCUCGCAUCAUGGGCCUUGUCUAA